This is a messenger RNA of Parus major (Great Tit), 6203 nucleotides long. It is a transcript of the gene CDCP2, whose product is annotated as CUB domain containing protein 2. NCBI's taxonomy places the organism in Eukaryota, Metazoa, Chordata, Aves, Passeriformes, Paridae. The transcript has 6 exons. The coding region runs from base 2014 to 3630 and encodes 538 amino acids. The record is from RefSeq and is a predicted model, not a curated record.
GCCUGUGGUUGAUGGAUGCCGUCUCCUGGGAGCGGGGCACAGCUGCUGUGCUGCACAGCCCUGACCCCCAUCUCCCGGGGAUUGCUGAUGCAGAGCCCAGCUAAGGGGAGGGAGAGGAGCAGCUGUGCAGGUGUCCCAGGAGCUGGCUUGGUGCUGAGGCAGUGCUGGAAAGGCUGGAAGACAGUGGGUGUUGCCCAGGAUGGAUGUGAUGAGGAUAAACAUGUUGCUCCAUAGUGCAGUGAUGCAGAAGUCGGGAAGCACUUCGUUCCUGAGCCCAGGGGAUGGUGGCUGGGAGGGCUGAGCACUCCUUCUGGAUGAACCUGGUUGUGGCAAUGGAAAAUACCCAGGAGAAGCCCCUGUGCCAUGGCCAGACCUCGCCUGGAUCUUUGCUGUGUGGGCCCGCACUUGUUGACGAGGACAGACCUCCUCUCCCGGCCAUUAGGGAAGCAGCUAAUUAAGCUCUGUAAUGUUCCUGGGAGGUCAGCAGGAGACGUGCCAGCGUUGCAGCAUCUCCCAGAGCCUGCACUGGGGCAGGAUCUGCACACAGUACCCAGGGACAGGGGGAGCUGCCCUGAUCCUCCUCAUUCCACUGUGCUCUUUGUCCUGGUGCUGGUGGGAUGAUGCAGUGCUCAAUGCCCCGGGACAGAACCCAAUAUUCCCUGCCUCAGCUGGGCUUAGGAGAGAGAACUCCUGGCUGGGAUGUCCCAAUGCUCCCAGCAGCCUUCGGCAUGGCUCCAGCAAGGCUGGGCAGUGGGGAGAGAGCCUGUACAAAUAUUAUUGUUGUUGUUAUUCCCCAUAAAUAUAUGCAGGCACUUAACGACCUUGGCAUGGAGCAUUUCCUGGGGAUUCAUGACCAGUUGGCGUUAAUGGUCUUUAGCUGCACCUCAGGCCAUCAGCUCCUCCCAGCCCAUCAUUAAUCCACAGGAAAUGUCUCAAGCAUCGAUCCUCAUUGCUUAAUUAAUAAAUGCAACUUGUCUCCUGCCUGAGAUUUAGAGAUACUCACUGCUUCUCUCCCUGCUGCUUUGAAGGUGACUUUUUUAGCACAGGUCCCUCACGCUGGGAGGCCCUCGUGGGAUUUUGUUUCCUGGCAUUCAUGUGGGUGUGGGCUGUGGCAGCAGGAAAGUCUUUUCUCUCCUGGGCGGGAGGGAAGGAACUGAGCCGCUGUUGGGUUUGGGGUUUCUCCAGCUAAUGUGGCACAGCACAAGGAGCACAUCUUUCCCACCAAACACAAAGGCUUGCUUACCUUCAGCUGAGCGCAUCCAAGAGCCUGGGCGAGAAGUAGCGUGAGCCAGCAUGGAGGAACGUGGCAAUUCUCCAAGGCCUUAGCAGGUUCUAUAAUAAUCGAUGUUUUUUGCCCAUGAGUCACAAUUCAUCUCUAAUCUUCCUCGGGGGAGGUGGGAUUUGCUAUCUUUAGUGCUCACGACUGCUGCUUUCCCGGGCUGAGCAUCCCGCUGAGCCUGGACUCCUGCUGCAGGGAUGCUGACCUGGCAGCCGGCGCGGAGACACGGCCACGUUUCAAUCCUGCUCCCUGUUUCUCUCGCCUUCACCACCAGCUGCCUUUGUGCAGUGGGUGCCGCAGUAUAAAUCAUGUUAAUUCCUGAGAUGCUUUUCCGCGGUAAGUCUGAAAUUCCCAUUUUGGUUCGCUGGCUUGCCUGGUGAACUAAAUUAUUUUCAUAGCCCCUUAAGGGCAUAUUGUCAGCCCAGACUUACUGCCGUUAUACACCAUUUCUGAAACAUUAAUAUCUCUUCUAAAUAUAGUGUAUUGACAAGGUAUCUGGUAUAGUGUAAAUCCUUGGGACAUUUGAUCCAGAUCAUUAAAACUGAGUGAAGGAAGGGAGGAAUAGAUCAAGUUACCUUGCUGCUCUUAAUUCAAACAAGCGAUGAAUUAUUCAUUCCACUAUUAAUUCUACAGUCCUCCUGCUUUUUAUUUAUUUCUCUCUUUAUUUAUUUUUUUCCUCCCAGAUAGACAGCUCCAAAAGGAAGCUCGGUGAGGGGAGAUUUGCCUGCUGGAGGAUGGGGUGCACAGGGCUGGGCUGUCUGGCAGCACUGGCCAUGCUCUGUGGGGCUCUCGGGGAUGCUCCCAGCAGAGGCAUCAAAUGUGGGGGAGUACUUUCAGCACCUUCUGGCAAUUUCUCCAGCCCCAACUUCCCGGGGCUGUAUCCCUACGAGACAGAGUGCACAUGGCUCAUCGUGGUGGCCGAGGGCUCCUCCGUCCUGCUCUCCUUCAGCCACUUCGAGCUGGAGUACCACGACACCUGCGCCUACGACUACCUCCAGGUCUACAACGGGGCUGCCCGGGACCAGGGCAACCUCCUGGGCACCUUCUGUGGCCACAGCCCCCCGCCACCCUUCUCCUCUGCCUGGCACGUCAUGGCUGUGGUCUUCCGCUCCGACCGACACGUGGCCAAGCACGGCUUCGCCGCUGCCUACAAGAAAGACGCCUGCGGUGGGCAGCUGACGGGGCUCUCUGGGGAGAUCACCAGCCCCCGCUACCCCGAGAGUUACCCCAACGAUGCCGAGUGCCGCUGGAGCAUCGGUGGGGCCGGCGGUGGUGGCCCCCUCACCCUGGUGUUUGCUGACUUCCAGAUGGAAGGGGGCCAAGGCUGUGGCUUCGACUACGUGGCCCUUUUUGAUGGCCCCACCGUCACUGCCCCCCGCCUGGGACGUUACUGCGGCAGCGCCCGCCCGCCCCGCACCAUCUCCUCCACCCCACACCUCUUCAUCAUCUUCAAGUCAGACUUCAACAUCGGUGGCAGGGGCUUCAAGGCCCAUUUCUACUCGGGCGAGUGCCAGGAGGUGUUUACCACCAUCAAAGGGAAUUUCUCCAGCCCUCAGUACCCCAACUUCUACCCCAACAACCUCAAGUGCCAGUGGAGCAUCCAGCUGCCCCCAGGCUACCGGGUCAAGGUCUUCUUCCUGGAUAUGGAGCUGGAGGGCCGGAGCAGCCUGACGGGUGGCUGUGACUACGAUCACUUGUCUGCCUUUGAUGGUGGCACCGAGAACGGGUCCCUGCUGGGACGGUGGUGCGGGCGGGAGAGCCUGGCACCCGUCACCUCCCGCAGCAACCAGCUGCUCCUGGUCCUCCACACCGACCGCAACACGGCCAAGAGGGGCUUCUCCAUCUCCUACGUGGGAGUUGUGCCCAUGAACGUCAGCUGCACCCGGACAGACUUCCACAUCCAGAUCCCCAUGCAGUCCCUGGCCCAGCUGGAGAGGAAUAGGAUUUAUUUGGGGACCCCCUCCUGUGCAGCCCAGGUGGUUGGCAGGAACUUUAAAAUACACACCAGGUUCGACACCUGUGGCACUGAAUCUCAGAGACGCAACAACACGUCUGUCAUCGUCAGCACCCUCUACAUUGAUUUUUCAGUGGGAGACCAGGAGGACAUCCACCAGUACGAGGUGCAGUGUGAGCCAAAGAAGAAGGAAGCCUCAGUGACCCUUAUCGCUGGUCCUGAUCCAUCCAGGCUCAGCCAGGCAGAAAACCUGGUGGAUGCCCAGCAGUGGGAGGGGGAAGUGAUCAAUGCCCGUGAAAUCAAGAGCCAGGACACCAGCGACAUCAUCUUCAUCAGCAUCUGCAUCCUGGCUGGGCUCCUCAUGGUCAUUGCAGUGGUGGGGCUGGUGCUUCUGUAGGAUGUUCUUUCCACUCUCCAGGGAUUGCAGUCCCAGUCCAGGGCAGAAGGGCACCCCAAAAUCCACCCUUACCCCAGGCUAAACCCUAACACAGCUACCCAAACAGAAACACAGCUCCCAGGCCCUGAAACUGAGCCUGAACCCAACCUCCACCUUCUCUUAGUGCCUGAAAAUUCUGGGCAAUAGGCAGCCGUUUCCCUUCCCAAUUUGUUUUCCUCUGUCUCAAUCUGUCCAUUUGGCUCAGGAAUGCAGUUCUUGCGCUCCCUAACUCUUCCCGCACCUGCUUCAAUUUGUUUUCCCUGUAGUGCUGCUGCUUUCAGGAAAGUAACGUUGUUUGCCGAUGGCUGCAAAUCUUCCUGUCAAUUAUUUCUAGCUGAAUUCUUGGAUGUACAAACCAUCCCCAAAUGUAGCUAUAUUCCCAACAAAUGUUCUCCGUGCUCCCGGCCCAUGCUUGGGGGGGACUGUGGAGCUGUGUUACAGGGAUCUCCACCUGGCACACACAGAUGUAGCUCAUGUAGGUGCUCCCAGGUGAUGUUUCUGGGUGUCUGUGGGUGAUGUGAUGAGACGCAUUUGCUGUGCCCUGGAGCUCCUCGUUUGAUCUUCUCAUGUUGUCUCACUUCUCGCAGGACUCACCUGAGUGCCUCAGCCACCAGCAGCUGGAGGGGAGGAGAACAAUCCUCUUCUCCUCUGUGUUUUCCUCCUUUCUAGCAUAUCCAGGUGUCCACGGCUGAAAACUCUCUACCAGCAUUACUCCUGAAGUUUGAAAAUACAGGUAAAUCCUGCUAUGGCUUGGGGAGAUGUUGGAGUGCAGAGGUUUUGGUAACCCUAUAAAGACAACAAAGCAAGAGGGGCUGGCUCCUCUGGGACCUCAGUGACACCAGAUCUCCACUCGUGGCUGAAAGGACUGAUGUCCUGCUUCCCUCUGGGACUGUUCUGUUCAUUGGAGGAAGCAGCAGCCAAGGAAUAGGAUGAUGAUCCAGCAGCUUUUCCUCCUGGAUUGCACCAGCCCUGCAGGAGUGUCUGGGGAGGGAAGAAGGCACAGAGCUGCGCAUGCCUCCUAAUGAGGAGCCUUCGUUAUCGGAGCCCGGAUUGAUUUGGCGUUUGUUGGUGCAACACAUCGGCAAAUGAGAGAUUUCCCAGGGAAAUAUUUGCCAGCACCGUUGAGCUCCAUUAAGGGAAUGUUUUGAGAGCCUGUUGUGUGCAGAGAUGGUAAACAAGGCCAGCCUCCCCCACUGCCUGCAAAGCCUCACUGCUGGUUAAUUGCUGGGUAUAGAACUGUCAGCUUGAGACCAUAGUUACAAGACUUGACAACUGAAAGAAACUUAAAGAUAUAAUUAACCUUCUUGGUGGCCCAGAUUUUGCUGAAACAGGUGAGCACUGCGGCUGCUCGUGCCUGGCAGGGAGCCCACAGCACCCAGCAGCAUCCAGCCCUUGCCUGGAGGACAGAUAUUCCUCACCCAGCCAGAGCCUCCAGAACCCUGCGAUUUGCAGGGGAAAAGGCUUUUCUGGAUGGUUGUUGGUGUUGCACUCAAAUAAGGAGUUGGACCUGGUCACCCCAGGGAGGGUUUCCAGCUCUGGCCCCAGUUCACAACCACCCAGGCGUCCCUGGGUGAAGUGCUCCCCUGCACACAUCCCUGCAGAUGCAGGAUUGGUGCUGUGGGAGCAGCUCUGCUCCUGAGUCAGGGGAAUCCCCAGCAGCCCCAGGCCUGCAGGGUGUUUUCCAGGGGACAUGGACAGGGUGAUUAACACAUGUCUCCAAAAGCCCUUUACCCACUUGUUUUUGAUGGCAUUUACGGCUGUAUCUGCCACCAGCAGUGAGCCACUCGAGCCAGUCUCACUUGGAGCGAGGAAAGCCUCUGGUGCUCACCAAAUACCAGCCUGCCAGUCCUCCUGCACCAUGUCUCAGCCUCUCCACUAGAUUUAGGCAUCCAGUCUCUCCCUGCCCUGCAGGAAUUUGCUCACUGGCAUCUCCUGUUAAGUCAGGUCUUCCCUGACUUACUGCCCCGGCUGGAGCUGGAGCCCAGCAGGGAUGGGGGAGCUGCCCAGGUAAUUUCCUGAAACAAGCCCUUCUUCUCAUGUAAAAGCUUCUCAGAUGAGUGGCAAACAGAUAAUGGAAUCCAUCACCAGCAUUCCUUCCCUCCACUGUGUCUGUGCUCCUCACACAUCAGGCCUCAGUUUCCCUCCUUAGCAUUUGCCCACUGCUUCCUGAGCAAGCGGGAGCGCGGCAGCCACGGGCAGUGCUCCCAUUGCUCAUCUGAUUAUUUAUUUAGAGCAUGAUGGCUGGAUUGAGCCAGGCUGGAUGCAGCCUCCUCGUUUCCUGGCUUUGCUUAUGGAUGUGGAGUCUUGUCUCUCCAGAGCAGACAAAGGUUUGGCUGUUGUGCAGGAGGGAGAGCCUCUCUUACCCCUCUGCAAACAUCUGUGUGCAAAUCCAGUGAAGAAUUGUUGGAAAAUCGUAGAUCAUAGAAAAUGGCACUGCAAGAGCCCCCAGGGGAUCAGUUGGUUUAUUCCUCUCCUUCCCUGGGGAGAUCGCUCCUACCGGAGAGAAGCUGUGCUAAAAUAUCUGAAAAAUCUCA